UCCUUCCCCUCCCCCAUGGUCCGCGUCUUCAUUCUCCAGCAGACUUCCCGUGGGGCGGGGGGUGGGGGGGGAGCGCUCCAUACUUUGGGGGAAGGGAUCCCAGGCUUGAAUCCCCUCCCCCUCGCUCGCUUUCCCCCUCCACCGGGAGCUUCUCGAGAGAGAGAGAGAGACGACCUUCCUUCCUCACCAACCGCCACGCCUCUCUUCGCUUUGCCUCGCCUCGCCGUGCUGCUGCUUCGGCUACUUGGGUGCAUGUGCUGCUUGCCCCCCCUUUCACCUCAACAGCUGCCCAGGCUUCGUUUUGACGCCUUGAUUGGCACGAGCCAGGGGGGAUUCGGGGAGGAGAAGCACCCCGCUCCUCGCCCCAUCCCUCCCUUUCUCUCAUCCCCUUCGCAGCCCGCUUUGAGCGUUAGAAAGUUCCAGAAAGCAGAAUCUGAUUUGGAUUACAUUCAACACAAGCUGGAAUUUGAAGUCAAGAAAAGUCUUCCUGAUGAUUCGUCAGAAGAGGAAAAUCCACUCACACUGUUAAAGGAAUUGUCAAUGAUGAAGUCUCGAUAUAAGACUUUGUGUGCCCAAUUGGAACAAGUUGCUGUUGAACAGAAAGAAUCUAUGAAUUGUAUUCGUGCUACUUUGAAUAAUACUAUGAAAAUGGUACAACACCUAGAGCAACAAGCAGAUCUGGAGUUGUCACCUCUGACUAAGGAAGAACAGACUGCCGUACAGCAAUUACAAUCCCAUUCAACGUGCCAGACUUCAGGAGGAAUCGACUUGCAUAAGACAACUCUAAUGUAGUUUUCUAGCAUGAGUUUUUAACUUUACUGAAUAUGAUGCCAAUGAACAGAUGAUACAGAUGAAUGUGAAAGCCAGGAGCCCAAGCUAUGGAUUCUGAAAAAAGCUGAAUUUAAGAGAAGUGGAAAUAGUAAGAUGAACAAAGGGUGUCUUCGUUUUUAUGCAUGGAAUGACCAUUAUCUCCUCAUGUACCAGGAAGCUGUUAUUUCGACAGUGAUGAUAUAGUAAUAAAUGGAUUGUGAGAAUCGCUUGUGUUGUAUAACCAUUUGUAAUGUGUGCAUUAAAACUUAAAAAAAAAUCUGUAAGCCAUUUAUUUAAGUACUCUUUUUAACUGCAUCAUGUUUGACUUUUGUAUCCUGAGAAUUGAUCUAGGUUCUCUAUUUAGUGAAGUUAAAACCCAAAAUGAAAAUAGAACAUAGAGUGUUUCUUUGGAGCUUUAUGUCAGAAGUCUUUUGGAGUUUAAUAAAUUGCUGUAUUUGAGUAUUAGCCUUAGUUUUUCCCUUUAGGAAAGUGAGAUUUAAAUUAAUUGAACCCACAUCCCAGAAAUGAAGGAAAUAGGGUAUCCACAGAUAAAUUCCUUAAAGUUUUAUUGUCAUUGCUUGGUUUUAAAGUGUUUUUAGACUUGAUAAUUUACAGUUGUAAUUUUUUUUCAAAUAGGAAGAUAAAUAUUAAUGUGUGUUUUAAGAAUUAAGAGUACAACAUAAUUUUAGUGGGAAAAGCAAAAAAUCUUUUUGUAUGUUUCCUUUUCCUAUUUUACUUGGUGUAUUGUGAUGGUACUAAUUACUCUUUGCUUUCUGUGAUCCUGGUAAUCAUUUUAAGAAUUCUAUUUCAAAUAUUGUAUAUCAGCCUGUAACUUUAUCAUGUCUUAGAAGUGCAAUACUCAUAAUAAUUAAUAUCACUAUAUUGAAUUUGUUAAAUUAAAAAAAUAUUCUAAUAAGCAAAAUUAUUGUAUUUUUCUGAAAAGUUUUUUUAAGGUUCAAGAUAAUCCUAAUAAUCCAUAUAAAAUAUUUAAAAUUAAAGUAACAUAAAAAUUAUAUGACAUAAAGUCAGAAGUGAGAUCUAAGGCACUCAUUCCAUUACCCUAGCCAUAAUACAUCAAAAACUCUUGCCUUUCAAUUUAUGAACUUAAAUUAAGAUGUGAAUUCUUUAGAAACAUAUGAUGUUUCAGUAAAGUAAGAUAUUGUUUUUAUGACAUGACUAUCAGUGGAAAUAACUCAAGAAGAAAUGUAAUCAUCUGCUGAGGAUCAUGGGACUUGUACAUAUGAUUUUGGAAAUCUUCCAAAUAUGUUGGAUUUCCUAUUAGAAUGGGAAAGUAGGGACUUUGUUGCUUUUCUAUUUGUAUCCCCAGUGCUUUGCAUAUAGUAAGCACACAAAAAAGCUCUAUUCCUUUACUCUCUUGUUCAUACAACCAAUAUACAGUUACUUCUACAACCAAAUCUUUAUAACAAAUCCUCAGUAAUCGGCGUGCAUUUUAAGUUCCAUUAACUGGGCUAAACAGUAAGGCCAGUCUGAAUCAGUAAAGGACAAGGCAUAGAAGUAAUCUUGUUUGAAUCUAGGAUUUCAUCUAUGUGAUUAUCCCUUACAUUUCUUCAAACAGCAACUCAUCCAUACCUCAACCUAUGUAAUACUUGUUCUCCUAUUGUAAUCCGGAGAAAUUAGAGGUUUUUAAAAUUUUAAUAGUGAAGAAGUUGGGCCAGCCAUACUAGCUGGCUUAGAUGGGACUCUUUUGUCUCAAAGCAUCCAGCAAUGAGCAAGUAAUUCCAGAGACUCUUACUGGGCUCCAGCAAUCAGAGAAAGGUAAGGGUGGGGCAGAGCACUGGAUGAGUGGAAAUUCCAGGAAAGAUCAUAUUUAAGUUCUGGCAAGUUGGGAGUAAAAAAGGAAGGAUCAUAAAUUCUGGUAAGAAGGUGGUCAUGGGAAAUCAGGAAGUCUGGGCCAGAAGAUGCUCCAGCAUUUGAGAAAAGCUGUCUGGAGUUUUAUGACUUUUUGGAAUCCCAGAGUGGCCAGAGCUCCGCAAUGCUAAAUUAUCUCAGUUCUAAUGGUCAGGAAGUGGAGGGUUGCCACCAGGGAAACAGGUAGGGAACUGAGGUAUAAUACUAUAGUUCUUCUAUAGAAGUUGCACAAACUGAUGCUGAGAGAAACAAGCAGAACCAGGAAUGCAUUGUACACAGUAACAACAAGAUUAUGAGAUGAUUUACUAUGACAGAUUAGGUUCUCAAUGGUUCAGCAAUCCCAAUAAACUUUGGAUAGAAAACGCCAUCUGCAUCCAGAGAAUUAUGGAGAUUCAAUGUAAAUGAACAUGCACUGUAUUCACUUCUUUAUUCUGUCAUGGUUUUUCCCUUUUCUAAUUUUUCUCUCCCAAUACAAUAAAGAAAUGGGUAUUUAAAAACUUAAUAUACAUGUAAAAAAUAAAAUACAUAUGUGAAAAAUAAACAGAGGAUCUAUCCAGUAUAUGGAAGAAA
Molecule: messenger RNA, 3249 nt
Organism: Antechinus flavipes (yellow-footed antechinus)
Lineage: Eukaryota; Metazoa; Chordata; Mammalia; Dasyuromorphia; Dasyuridae
Gene: SKA2
Product: spindle and kinetochore associated complex subunit 2
Exons: 5
Coding region: 16-792 (258 amino acids)
Biological process (GO): chromosome segregation; cell division; mitotic cell cycle
Cellular component (GO): spindle microtubule; outer kinetochore
Molecular function (GO): microtubule binding
Source: RefSeq, a predicted model, not a curated record